AUGAUCACCAACGAAGAUCAUUGCAUCUAUGGUAGUCAGCAUCGUGAAAGUGGUGCUCUUCCUGGAGAUGUUGAAGAGGUUUCAAUCGUUUUUGGCCAAAGUUCUGGGAUUAAUGGUCGACUCCAUCAAAGGUGGACGGCUUGUUGGGAAAAUCAGACUUUGCCAGCGAGACCUGGGAGUCCAACACUGGUCUCUAAAAGAGUACAAAAAUUGGUUCGUCAAUUUGAAGAAGAUAUGGAAACGAUAAAAGAAGUAGGCGAAGUUUCCGCUACCCUCUCAGCGGUUUUUCAUGCUAGCAUCAAUGCUGUCAGCAUCUUCAUGCAUGGUGUUAUUGUCUUCAUGCAUGCUGAAUGGAAUGAGACGAUCGAUGAAUGCGCUCGACCUCUUUCGGAGGCUUUAAAAACUGAGGACUCGUGGACCCGAAGAGUUCUGACGAUAAAAUCUGGAGUUCACAAAGCAACGGGGAGAACCUGGAAGAGCGUCUCCGAUGAGCGAUUUCAGCAAUCCGUUGAGGGUGAAGAACUCCUUAAUGUCACAGAAACGCUCGAUGAAGAAUCUGGAGAAACGAAACGACAUCGAUUCCAUAGAAGAGAGCGGGACGGAACAGAACGCACUGAAGUCCGGAUGUCGACGAUCGACGGAGGAAGGACUGUUCUUGUGACUGAUGAAUGGUGUCGUAAUUCUGAAGGAAUGAAAUGGGGGAAAAAAUCUGGAACAGGAGCGGAGUGUGUUUUUCAUCACGAUAAUUCGAAUCCCUCUUUUCUGUUGUGUAGUGAUGAUGAAUGGCACUCAACGUGGUUCGAACGGCCUAACGGGGAUCGUGAGGUUGUGGAAUGGAAGCGAGGGGUCGAAGGAGUUCGUGGAGAGAAAUCGGGUUUCAGUCAUAAUGGAGAGAGUUACGACGAAAGAUGGGAAACACUUGAGCAUCCAGUUGGGACUCAAUUAGAACGGCGCUCUUAUAGCGAUAAAUGGUGGAGUGGGAAAGGAGAUCAGAAAUGGGGUGAAAAAAGCUUAAAACUUGAGAAGAUAGAUGAGGAUUCGGUGAUGAUGGAAAGUCAUGUUGUUCGAGAGAAAUGGUACGACAACACGGUAGAAAAAUCAGUUGAUAACUGGAAAGUUGAUAAGGAGUUCGAGAAGACGAAAGAAGGGACUAGCAUACCUGUCCGUCUGGUGGAGCAUGGGUACAAACUUGGCGAUCGCUAUGCUGAUGGAACUGAAUGGGGAGAACAUUGGGGACGUGUUUAUGAAAAAGGAGAAUUAGAAGGAAAGAAUUUAGAAGAGAUUGAAAGCCCACGUUGUGAUGAAUCUGAAGGUGUUCAUGGCGUUGUGUUGAGGAUGCGACAUCAGGACAAAUGGUGGAGAGAAACGAAUGGGAAUAAAUGGGGAGAAAAGAGGUUUGUCGAUUUGAAGUUGAACGAAGAACGAAAUGAGAAUUGGUACAACAAUGGAAAGGAAGAACAGGUCGAUAGAUGGGAAAUCAGUGAAGGUGGGAUACGUCAUGGAGAAAAAUUCGGCAAAGCUGUUGAUGGAUCGCGCGAAUGGAGAGAAAAGUGGUCGGAGAAGAAUGAUGACUUCUGGAUUGAUAAACAUUGGACUGAACAACAAGAAGGAGGAAGGAACGUGCGAUGGGGAGAAGUGGAAGGAAAAGAGGGAGGGAAGAAAUGGAGACAGAAAUGGGGCGAGGAUAAACAUGUUGAUUGUGAUGCUGGUCAUCGAUAUGUUGAGAAAUGGGAUGAUGAUGGAUUUGGGAAUAUAAAAACACUAAAAGAAGGUGAAGAUUGGGUAGAUGGAAGAACAGUCAACUGGUUUUCCGAUCGCUACGGAGAGAGUUUGGGUAAAGGAGAGAAGUGGGCGGUGAAGGAGGGAACGACUGGUGACGGUGAUGCGUGGAUGGAAAAAUGGAACGAAUCUCCAGACGCCAAAAGCGCAGAGAAGACUGGAAAGAAUAAGCUUGGUGAUGAGUGGAAAGAAAUUUGGAAGGAAACCAUUGAAAGCGAUAAGAAAAUCAAAUGGGCUGAAAAAACGGGAAAAAAUCCGAAUGGAGAAGAAUGGCUUGAAACGUGGUGGGAAGAAGGAGAUGAAAAGAAAUUUGCUAAAAAGAUCGGAAAAAAUAACUCUGAGGAAUGGAAGGAGGAAUGGGGAGAAGAAAGCCAUCCCAACGGAUCUGGGGAGAAAUGGACGUCAAAAUGGGCCCGAAACCGGACAACUGGAGAAGCUAGAGGAGAGUCGUGGGGUGAUACAUGGAACGGUGAUGCUGGUGGACAUCAUUGGGGCGAAAAAUGGAACAACGAUCAAGUUGAAAAGUGGUGGAAGGAUUCUGCAGGAAAGCCAGACGGAUAG
This is a messenger RNA of Condylostylus longicornis, 2340 nucleotides long. RefSeq lists its product as uncharacterized. The transcript is spliced from 13 exons. The record is from RefSeq and is a predicted model, not a curated record. Bases 1 to 2340 code for a protein of 779 amino acids. Lineage: Eukaryota; Metazoa; Arthropoda; Insecta; Diptera; Dolichopodidae.